AUGGACUUGAAAAGAGCCCCGGACUCGACACCACGUCUCUUCCGCCGGGCCCGCGCGUACGUCCCACACCACAUGAGAUCCAGUGAAAGCCUGUUUUAUCCGCUAAGCUCCGGGCGCGGGUGUUCUGCAGAUGCAAAGAUUGCCGGAGUGCGAAAGUACGCUGUUCGGGCGGUCAACCGUGCCAACGAUGUGCACGGCGGGGCGCCUCAUCAACGACUGUUCGAGAAAGAACACAGCGUGUCGGCCGAACAAUUGUCUGAGCCCGAGCAGGCUCCUGUUACAUCACCUCAAAGACAGUACGAGGCCGUUGCCUCAACCAACGACGAGAACUUGCCGGUCAACUCUGCUGUCAUCUGCGCAAGUCAGCGGGGCGCACGAACAGCCUCAGUUGGGCCCAUGUCUUACUCCCGUCCUGCUGAGGGUGAAUCGCGGGAUAGAGAGCAAUCUCAACGUCCCAGAAAUAGCCUCAUCGGCAGUGACUUUGCUUUCAUCCAAGAUUCUCAAUCAUCUCUUUUCUUAUUUCUUGGCCCGACUUCAACUUGGACCUUCUGCCGACGGGUGUUCACCAUUCUAGAAAACGCUGUCGGCAGUCCAGAUACUCCUCUAGCUCCAUUGAAUCUGGAUGGAACGGCAUUCAGCUUACAGUGGCAACCUAAGCUUCAAGUGGACGCCGAUGACUUGCUACGUUUGCCCCCUAUGGACCAUGCCCUCUUUCUUACCUCGCGCGCAAAGAAGACUCUCAAUGGAGCUUAUCUUGCUGCGCGAGCUCUGUCACUAUUGCCGGAUGUGGCGUUUCUCCAAAACAAACGCCCAGCGUUGUUGGCCAUUAGAGUUUUGGCUUUAUCAGCGCUGUAUCUUCACGCUAUCGACAUGCGUUCAUCAGCGUACCAAUAUAUCGGCCAAGCAUUUCGCCUAGCGCUACAUGAUGGCCUUCAUCGUCGCAUGCCAAAGGAUGUUGGCCCCAAACUGAUAGCUGAAUUCAGCAAUACCUGGUGGGGCAUUUACGUGCUCGAUCAAGAGAUCUCCGCAGGGCUAGGAUGCCCAUCAACGUUGUCACAAGACUACAUUACCACCUCAACUCCAGAUUUACUGUCCUCUGAUCAUUCAGAGAAAGCACUCAGUCUACGGGUGCGUCUAUCGCGACUCGUCUUGACUAUAACCAGCUGUAGCUACAGCUUUGAUCAAGAGUCCGUCUCAGAUUUUGUGCGAGAUACAACAUCAAAUUUGCAUAGCCUUGCAGAGCUCUCUCAAGACAUUGAUCGAAUCAUCUCCUUCUACAGGGUUAACGGUGGCGAACCGCCACAAAUGUUCAUCAACAUAAAUCUAUCAUAUCACCAUUGCAUAGUUCUAGCGACCCGGCCGCUUAUGAUAUGGCUACUUACGCGAAAAUUCUGCCCGGGAGUUGAGCCCGAGUGGUUGACGGGACCUGGUGCUACUCUUAUCGAGAAGUCCGGACGAUCAGCAGCAGCAAUACUUUCGGCACUAGACGAUCUGGCUCAAAUUGAAAUGAUAGAGGCAUUUUUACCCUUUCAUCUCGAAUGCGCGUUCUCUGCCGCCACAUUGCUCUCUAUACUUUCAGCAUUCUUGCCAUCACACAUUCCACAGUCGGGAUGGCGUCAGUCGGUGGUUGUGGUUUUCGAAGCUCUAAUAUGCAAGGGAAGCGUAGCAGCUGGGCUUCGUCAGGCCGAACUGAAGCAUCUUGACACUCUAUUGGCCCCUCAUCGGACUGAGGAGUCGGCCAGUGAGCGCUCCUAUCUGCCAAUAGAACCCUCAAGGUUGGAUCCAUCAACACUAGGCAGAUCCUGCGACGGACGAGCGAGCGAUGGCCAGGGCCAGAAAGACUGGGCGCCGGUGAAUAGCUAUCCAGACGCUACGGGUCUGGGUACUGGUCUGUGGGAUUUUGCUGAUUUCUGCGUUGGGUCGGAAGACAUACUUACACUGGCUCGCGAAUUCGAGCUCAAUGACCCUAUCCCGUGGCUACUUCCUGCUGAUACAGUUCGAUACAUGUAA
Colletotrichum paranaense is the source of this 2010-nucleotide messenger RNA. RefSeq lists its product as uncharacterized. The record is from RefSeq and is a predicted model, not a curated record. The coding region runs from base 1 to 2010 and encodes 669 amino acids. Lineage: Eukaryota; Fungi; Ascomycota; Sordariomycetes; Glomerellales; Glomerellaceae. Gene Ontology annotation, cellular component: nucleus. The transcript is spliced from 10 exons. Gene Ontology annotation, molecular function: zinc ion binding; sequence-specific DNA binding. Gene Ontology annotation, biological process: positive regulation of transcription by RNA polymerase II; DNA-templated transcription.